AUGGAGGUUGAUCUCAUCAUCCGCAUGGGAUUUCUUAUUCGCGACCCCCACAAUCACAUCGUCGACCAUCAUAAGAAACAAUUUAUUGAACAUACACAUAAGAAAUGGUUUACUGUCUUUCGUGAUCAAGGAUUAUCGAAAGACGACUUUGAUCGAAUGGUAAAGACACAAAGUAGCCUUUUGUUAUUUAAUAAUUUCUUAUCGACCAGCACGAAAGAGCAAAUAUCCUUGAAUUUUGCUUGUCAACCCAUUGCAACGUCCGAUCUUGUUGGUAUGGUAUUCGUCAUGACAAUUCGUCCAUCGAUUUUGUCAACACCAUUGGCUAACGUCAGUGAUGUCAGUUAUUUCAAAGAAGAAGAAGAAGAAAUUCUCUUCUCCAUAAACUCCAUUAUUCGUAUGGAUCCAAUGAAACAAAUCGAUGAAAAUAAUCGUCGUUGGCAAGUCGACUUAACGUUGACUAGUGAUAACGAUCCAGAUCUCAAUGCUCUUACUGAACGAAUGCGAGAAGAGACCUAUCCUGAGAAGGAAGGAUGGGAUCAUCUAGGUAAUUUAUUGAUUAAACUGGAACAGUUCAACAAUGCUGAAGAGGUAUAUGAUAUCCUGCUUCAUCGAACAAGGACUGAUGCAAAAAAGGCAUUAAUGAAUCAUAUGCUUGGCAUGGUCAAAGAUGAUUAA
Rotaria sp. Silwood1 is the source of this 675-nucleotide messenger RNA. NCBI's taxonomy places the organism in Eukaryota, Metazoa, Rotifera, Eurotatoria, Philodinida, Philodinidae. The record is from the annotation of a GenBank genome assembly.